Perkinsus marinus ATCC 50983 is the source of this 414-nucleotide messenger RNA. RefSeq lists its product as hypothetical. The transcript has a single exon. Lineage: Eukaryota; Perkinsozoa; Perkinsida; Perkinsidae. The coding region runs from base 1 to 414 and encodes 137 amino acids. The record is from RefSeq and is a predicted model, not a curated record.
AUGGACCCGAGCCUGUAUUUUGCCUUACCUGAGAGCUCCGACCCUCUGACAAAUCCUUUGGACUUCGAGCAAUGGGUGCGGAAGUUCAAGGCGUGUGCAACGGCUAACAAGUGGGAAGACGACGACCAGUUGAAGCAUCUACCACCUCUACUCCGAGGUGAUGCAUGGAUUGUUUAUGAUGAGCUCAAGCUAAAUGAGAAAGAUACAAUGGUCAGCCUGGUUAAGAAUCUCUCCCACAAGUUGAAUAUUGCUACCCAGAUGCAGAGCAGCGAGCAGUUGUAUCGUCGAACUCUGGAUUCUGGUAGUGAGUCUCUACUCACAUAUCAGAAUAAAAUCCUCCGGUUGAAUGGGAACUUUCAACCAUUUGCAAAGAUCAUGACUCAAAGUUUAAGCCUGCCAAACGUCAAGCCUUGA